UCCCAAUUUGCCCCGAGCAAAUAUGAAAGUGUUUCCGUACGGCCCCACGCUCUCGCUCGUACUGCCGCUCUUGCUCUUGAAAGCGCAGCGCUCCGAGGCCCAAGCGGCGGGCGGCGUCGUCGGUGGCACGGCGGCCGACGGCGGCGUCCUCUCGCUCGCGUGCCCGGACGGCGAAAUCCUCGGCAACGUCUUGUUUGCGUCCUACGGCCUCCCCACCGGCAGCUUCCCAAAGUUUGCGCGCGGGUCGUGCAACGCCGACUUGUCCAAUGCGGUCGUCAAGGCGCAGUGCAUCGGGGCCCAGUCCUGCGAGCUCACAGCCGACGCGAGUGUGUUUGGUGACCCGUGCGUGGACCAAGCCAAGCACCUCAGUGUCGCCGUGCAAUGCGUGAACGAAAACGUCAUUGGCGGCAGCGCUGGCGAAGACUCGCUCUUGCGUCUCCGGUGCCCGGUCGACCGUGUCAUUGGCGACGUGACCUUUGCCUCGUUCGGGACGCCGCAAGGUCACUUCCUCAACUACACGGUCGGCUCGUGCGACCAGCCGACGUCGGCGGCCACGGUCGCCGAUCUCUGCGCCGGCCAAGAGGCGUGUGAUAUCAUGGCGUCCACCACGGUCUUUGGCGAUCCGUGCCCUGGCGAGUCCAAGUACCUCGGCGUCCAAGUCAACUGCGUCGACCCUGACGCCGCCCAAGGCACGGCGCAAGACGGGUCGUCGCUCGCCCUCGCGUGUCCUGGGGCGCCAGCAUGGCUUCGAUCGACUUUGCUUCGUACGGCACGCCCAAGAACUACGUCGAAGGCACGUGCAGCGCCGCCACGUCAUCGGGCGUUGUCGCCGCCGCGUGUGUUGGACGACCGGUCUGCAACGUCGCCGUGAACCCAAGUGUGUUUGGCGACCCGUGCCCGGGCACGGUCAAGACGCUGAGCGCCCGCGCCAUGUGCACGCCCCACUUGACACCCGGCUUUAUCCAGAGCAUGGGACCGCAGGGCGGGUCCACGGUCGUCACAUGUCCUCGUGGCGAGAUCAUUUCCGACAUUCCGUUCGCCUCGUACGGCACGCCGUCAGGCUUGGCGGCGCCGAGCCAGUGCCACGCGGCCUCGAGUGAGUCGAUUGUCAAGGCCAGGUGCAUCGGGAAGCGGACAUGCACGGUGGACGCAACGAACGGCAUCUUUGGCGACCCGUGCCCCGGCUUCACCAAGAGCUUGUUCAUUGCCGCGCAGUGCUCGAGUGCCAACUUGGUCGGCGGCUCGGUGCCCGACGGUUCGACGCUCACGAUUGCGUGCCCGCUGACCCAACGGCUCGUAUCGAUCCCGUACGCUUCGUACGGAACACCGACCGGUACCUACCCCAACUUUGUGACGACGUGGUGCAACGCAACCGACACGGCGACGGUCGUCACGACGGCUUGCGUCGGUCGCAACGCGUGCUCGGUCAAGGCCGACAGCAACGAGUUCGGCGAUCCGUGCCCGGGCGUCACCAAGCAGCUCUCGGUCGUCGCCAAGUGCGUUGACAAUAACCUCAUUGGUGGCUCGGUGGCGGACGGCGGGUCAGCGGCCAUCCAGUGCCCGGCGGGGCAGUACAUUGGUUCGAUCCCGUUCGCGGCGUAUGGGACACCGUACGGGACUUUUCCCGACUACUCGGCGCACGCAGCGUGCAACGCCGACGGCGCCGCUGCCAAGAUUGCUUCGCAGUGCGUUGGCCGAAACAGCUGCGCCGUGUCCGUCUCCACCCAAACGUUUGGGGAUCCGUGCGAGGGUGAGGCCAAGACCCUCGACUGGACCGCCAAGUGCGCACCCAACAACGUCAUUGGCACGAUCGUCAACGACGGCGGCAGCGCAACGCUGCAGUGCCCGCUAGGGCACUACAUGUCGGCCAUCAACUUUGCCUCGUACGGAACGCCGGGUGGCAACUUCCCCGAUUACGCCAUCGACACGACGUGCCACGCCGCGAGUAGCACAUCGAUCGCGACGUCGGCGUGCGUCGGCAAGAGCACGUGCACGCUACUCGCAAGCACUGGGUCGUUCUCGGACCCGUGUCCGACUGUCGCCAAGAGCCUCGCGGUGUCGGCCGACUGCAUCUCCAAUCUCGUGAUUGGCGGCACCGCGGCACAAAACACGAUGAUGAACCUCGCGUGCCCCAAGGGAGCGACCGUCCGCUCGAUCGACUUUGCGUCCUACGGCACGCCAACCGGGAAGCUCGGUGCGUUCGCUCUUAGCGCGUGCCAUGACCCCAACUCGGUCCGGAUCGUGCAGCAGGCGUGCUUGGGCAAGACGGGCUGCUCCAUCAGUGCGAGCAACAGUGUCUUUGUCAACAACUGCCGCCGCACGCAAAUGUACUUGGCCGUGCAGGCCACGUGUGCGACGCCGACGCCAGCGACGACUGCGUUGCGUACGCCAACGCCCAGUUAAGCCAACGUCCAGUUAAGCCAACGUCGUACACGACGUGCGUAAUUCAAUGUGU
Messenger RNA from Saprolegnia parasitica CBS 223.65, 2455 nucleotides. RefSeq lists its product as hypothetical. The coding region runs from base 742 to 2403 and encodes 553 amino acids. Lineage: Eukaryota; Oomycota; Saprolegniomycetes; Saprolegniales; Saprolegniaceae. The record is from RefSeq and is a predicted model, not a curated record. Gene Ontology annotation, molecular function: carbohydrate binding. The transcript is spliced from 7 exons.